ACCCAUAUAAAAAAACCCUAAUUCCUUUAUCUAGGGUUUCCUUUCAUUCAGUAGCUGCUGCAUCUUCUUCAUUCGGUUCUAUCCUUCAAGCAAAUCUCUUAGCAGCCAUGAUCAUUUCGGAGAAGAAUCGGAGAGAGAUCUCCAAAUACCUCUUCCAGGAGGGUGUGUGCUUCGCAAAGAAGGAUUUCAAUUUGGCCAAGCACCCAGACAUUGAUGUACCGAAUCUGCAGGUGAUUAAGCUUAUGCAGAGCUUCAAAUCGAAGGAGUAUGUUCGUGAGACCUUCGCAUGGAUGCAUUACUACUGGUAUCUCACCAACGAUGGAAUUGAGUUCCUCCGCACAUACCUCAACCUUCCAUCGGAAAUCGUCCCCGCCACGCUGAAGAAGUCUGCCAAGCCCCUCGGCCGCCCCAUGGGUGGACCCCCUGGCGAUCGCCCUCGUGGUCCUCCUAGAUUUGAGGGUGAUAGACCAAGAUUUGGUGACCGAGAGGGUUACCGUGGUGGGCCAAGAGGAGGGCCUCCAGGUGAAUUCGGUGGUGAGAAAAGUGGAGCUCCUGCUGAUUACCAGCCUGCCUUCAGGGGUGCUGGUGGACGCCCAGGUUUUGGACGGGGCUCAGGUGGCUUUGGUGGAGGUGCACCUUCUAGUUAAAUUCACAAUGUGAUCAUUUCCUUGUAGUUUUUGUUAGGAUUCCAUGUGAUGGAAUUAUGUGGACCAUUAACUUAUAUUUUGCACCGGAAUAUUGAACUGUACUUCCAUGUUCGUCUACAAUUUUGUUUUUGCUGAAUGAACAACACUUUCUUUAGGCCUCUGCUUUUGCCUACUAU
Erythranthe guttata (spotted monkey flower) is the source of this 823-nucleotide messenger RNA. Its product is annotated as small ribosomal subunit protein eS10z. NCBI's taxonomy places the organism in Eukaryota, Viridiplantae, Streptophyta, Magnoliopsida, Lamiales, Phrymaceae. The record is from RefSeq and is a predicted model, not a curated record. Gene Ontology annotation, molecular function: structural constituent of ribosome; RNA binding. Gene Ontology annotation, cellular component: cytosolic small ribosomal subunit.